CACCUCCCCGGCGCGCGCCCGCCCGCCCGCUCGCCCCCGGCCCCGGCUCCUCCUCCCUCCUCUUCUCGCCAUUGCAGUUGGACUCAGCCGCCCGGCGCGCACCGCGUGGCUUUAGGGGGGAGACCCCGGUGGGCCGUGGCAGGAGGGAGGCGGCGGCGGCUGCGAACGGGGAAGGGGACGCCGACAAGAUAGUUGAAGUAUUGAUAACACCAAGGAAAUCUGUGACAAUUUGAAAAGAUAAGCAAAAGUUUGAUUUGCAGACACUACAGAAAAAGAAAGAAAAAUGGCAUUGUAUCAUCAUCACUUCAUCACAAGAAGAAGAAGGCGUCCAAUGCGAAUUUUUGUGAAUGAUGAUCGCCAUGUGAUGGCAAAGCAUUCUUCGGUUUAUCCAACACAAGAGGAACUGGAGGCAGUGCAGAACAUGGUGUCUCACACUGAGCGGGCCCUCAAAGCUGUGUCUGAUUGGAUUGAUGAGCAGGAGAAGGGCAGUGGCGAGCAUGCUGAGUCUGACAACAUGGAUGUGCCCCCAGACGAUGAGAGCAAAGAAGGGUCAGGGGAACAGAAGGCAGAACAUAUGACCAGGACUCUGCGAGGUGUGAUGAGGGUUGGCCUUGUGGCAAAAGGCCUUCUCCUGAAGGGAGACUUGGAUCUGGAGCUGGUGCUGCUAUGUAAGGAGAAGCCCACAACUGCCCUCCUGGACAAGGUGGCUGACAACUUGGCCAUCCAGCUCGCUGCUGUAACAGAAGACAAGUAUGAAAUACUCCAAUCUGUGGAUGAUGCUGCAAUUGUGAUAAAAAAUACAAAAGAACCUCCAUUGUCCCUGACCAUCCACCUGACAUCCCCUGUUGUCAGAGAAGAAAUGGAAAAAGUAUUAGCUGGAGAAACGCUAUCAGUCAACGAUCCCCCGGAUGUUCUGGACAGGCAGAAAUGCCUUGCUGCCUUGGCGUCCCUCCGACACGCCAAAUGGUUCCAGGCAAGAGCCAAUGGGCUGAAGUCAUGUGUCAUUGUCAUUCGAGUUCUGAGGGAUCUGUGUACCCGUGUACCCACCUGGGGCCCCCUCAGAGGAUGGCCCCUGGAGCUCCUGUGUGAGAAGUCCAUUGGAACAGCCAAUCGGCCCAUGGGUGCUGGCGAGGCCCUGAGGAGAGUGCUGGAGUGCUUGGCGUCCGGCAUCGUGAUGCCAGAUGGUUCUGGCAUUUAUGACCCUUGUGAAAAAGAAGCCACUGAUGCUAUUGGGCAUCUAGACAGACAGCAACGGGAAGAUAUCACACAGAGUGCGCAGCAUGCACUACGACUUGCUGCAUUUGGCCAGCUUCAUAAAGUACUCGGAAUGGACCCCUUGCCUUCCAAGAUGCCCAAGAAACCAAAGAAUGAGAAUCCAGUGGAUUACACCGUUCAAAUCCCCCCCAGCACUACUUAUGCCAUUACGCCCAUGAAACGCCCAAUGGAAGAGGAUGGUGAAGAAAAGUCUCCCAGCAAGAAGAAGAAGAAGAUUCAAAAGAAAGAGGAGAAGGCUGAGCCUCCCCAAGCUAUGAAUGCUCUGAUGCGGCUGAACCAGCUGAAGCCAGGGCUGCAGUACAAGCUGGUUUCCCAGACGGGCCCUGUCCAUGCCCCUAUCUUCACUAUGUCUGUGGAGGUGGAUGGAAGUUCAUUUGAGGCUUCUGGGCCAUCCAAAAAGACUGCCAAGCUGCACGUGGCUGUUAAGGUGUUACAGGACAUGGGCCUGCCAACUGGCGCUGAAGGCAGGGAUUCCAGCAAGGGGGAGGAUUCUGCUGAGGAGACAGAUGCGAAGCCAGCAGUGGCGGCCCCGCCUCCCGUCGUGGAAGCUGUUUCAGCGCCCAGUGCUGCCUUUCCCUCAGAUGCAACUGCCGAGCAGGGGCCGAUCCUAACUAAGCAUGGCAAGAACCCAGUUAUGGAGCUUAAUGAGAAGAGGCGUGGCCUCAAGUAUGAGCUCAUCUCUGAGACUGGGGGCAGCCACGACAAGCGAUUUGUCAUGGAGGUCGAGGUGGAUGGACAGAAGUUUCAAGGUGCUGGUUCAAACAAAAAGGUGGCAAAGGCGUAUGCUGCCCUUGCUGCGCUGGAAAAGCUUUUCCCUGAUGCUCCCCUUGCCCUCGAAGCCAACAAAAAAAAGAGAGCCCCAGUCCCUGUCAGAGGGGGACCUAAAUUUGCUGCCAAGCCACACAACCCUGGCUUUGGCAUGGGAGGCCCCAUGCACAAUGAAGUGCCUCCACCUCCAAACCUCCGAGGACGGGGAAGAGGAGGCAACAUUCGUGGACGAGGGCGAGGGAGAGGAUUUGGUGGCACCAAUCAUGGAGGCUACAUGAAUGCUGGUGCUGGGUACGGAAGCUAUGGGUACGGAGGAAACUCGGCGACAGCAGGCUACAGUCAGUUCUACAGCAACGGAGGGCAUUCUGGGAAUGCUGGUGGUGGCGGCGGCGGGGGCGGUGGUGGCUCCUCCGGCUACGGCUCCUAUUACCAAGGGGACAACUACAACUCACCAGUACCCCCAAAACAUGCUGGGAAGAAACCGCCACAUGGGGGCCAGCAGAAGCCCUCCUACAGCUCGGGCUACCAGUCCCACCAAGGCCAGCAGCAGUCCUACAACCAGAGCCAGUACAGCAACUACGGGCCCCCUCAGGGCAAACAGAAAGGCUAUAACCAUGGACAAGGCAACUACUCCUCCUACUCCAACUCCUACAACUCUCCCGGAGGCGGGGGCGGGUCAGACUACAACUACGAGAGCAAAUUCAACUACAGUGGUAGCGGAGGCCGAAGCGGCGGGAACAGCUAUGGCUCAGGCGGGUCGUCCUACAACCCAGGGUCACACGGGGGCUACGGUGGAGGCUCUGGGGGCGGCGGCUCAUAUCAAAGCAAACAAGGAGGCUACUCGUCACAGUCGAACUACAAUUCCCCAGGGUCUGGCCAGAACUACAGCGGCCCUCCCGGCUCCUACCAGUCCUCACAGGGUGGCUAUGGCAGAAACGCAGACCACAGCAUGAACUACCAGUACAGAUAAAGGCCCUGGGGCUGCCCAUUUGUACCUUCUGCAUUUACGCCGUUGGAAGAUUCAGUUUUACGUAUCACAGUUACCAUGUCAGCCGGUCCUCCAGGCGCCCCCACCCGUCCACGUUGCUGUGUUGUGAGGUGCAGCUGUUCCUCCUGGGACCUGUGCUGUGACCCAUAUUUAGCCGUGUUUGGGACUCCGUGUCUUCAAUGGUUUGUUAGUUGCCAUUACAACCUUGUCUGGGUAGAGUUUUGCGUUCUUGCCGUUCAGUAUCCCUCUGUCUAUUUACACUUGGUGUUAGUGUUGACUCAGUUUGUCUUUAAAUAGUUACAGAAGGGAUACAUCAUCUGUUAAUGCUUUUGUGAAGUGAGUUAAAUGAGCUUUCUGUAUUUUAAUGCUUUAGUGUUUCAGUUUUAUAAGUGAAGAUUUUAUUUUAAAAAACAAUGGGAAAGAGUGGGGUUUUUGUAUGUCUGGCUCAUUCAGGCACUACAUCUGAAUUCAGCUGACUGUAGACAAUAAAGAAAAAGAAAACUGUGCCUGUCUCAGGCCUGGGUGUCUGACCCUCCAGCAGGGCAAUGGGCAGGUUCCUCCACUCUGUUCCCACUAUUGGGAAGCAGGCUGGGGAUGGCAGGACAGUGCCUGGUCAGCAUAGAGGGUCCAACUCCAGGCCUCCAGACAUUACUCAGUGCUUGGCAAGGGCCACCAACCUGUUUACCUGAAAUCUUGUCAACCCAGUGGGCUCCACAGCUCUAAAUCCUGGUGGUGUGCAGUGGUCCUCAA
Urocitellus parryii (Arctic ground squirrel) is the source of this 3781-nucleotide messenger RNA. It is a transcript of the gene Ilf3, whose product is annotated as interleukin enhancer binding factor 3. The record is from RefSeq and is a predicted model, not a curated record. Gene Ontology annotation, cellular component: precatalytic spliceosome. NCBI's taxonomy places the organism in Eukaryota, Metazoa, Chordata, Mammalia, Rodentia, Sciuridae. Gene Ontology annotation, molecular function: single-stranded RNA binding; double-stranded RNA binding.